AUGCCGAGAAAAUCGAGAGAAACCACACCUACCGCCCAGGCGGCGCCUUGUGAUGGCAGUCCCUCAGCCCAAACCGACGCGAGCAAAAAGAGAAAGGCAAAAAAGGCUCUGGAUAACCCACGAACUCCCUCCCCUCCGAAGAUCGAACGGUCUUCCGCCGAGACUGGCACUGAACUGGAGCAAACCGCUGACCCUCCUGCCCACGAUGCCGCUACGGAGAACCCGGAGACGACCAGAGCCGAGGCUUCUGAAGACGAGAUCGAAUCAAUCUCGAAGUUUGUCCGCGAAAAACACUGGGAAAAUUGGCAUAGUUACGUGUUAUCUAGUCGCGGGCCAUUUCUGUCACUCCAGGAGAUGGACCACGACACGGUUGAAAUGGCACGCGCAGGACAUCUAGCAAGUAAAGGGACUCUGGAAACUGUUUACAUUACCCUGAGGGCGAGGGGUUUCCUAUACUGCAUCGUCAUCGAAAAUCCGUACAAAGAUCAAGAGCUGGAGCGCACGAUUGCACACGAAUUUAUCGAUCUUCACGUCCGUGACCGCGACAAGGACCUUGCAGUCCUCCUCGAGCCCAUCUGCCAGCCGCUCUGGGAAGAAGCAAAGAAGAAUCCCAUCCGGAAUGACCUAGAGACCUUUUUGCACCGCGGAUUGACCGGUUUCCGCCUCGUGCCUGCAACCGCGACCCUUGAGCCCCACCCACCUGCAGGAGCCGAUUCGGAACGCAGACCUAUCGACUGGGACAUGGUCAAAGAACGCCAUCCAAUCACCUGUCCGGUAUGGAAGCUGUCAGAUGUCAAGAACUUCCGCGUCAAUACUGCAAAGGAGCUGAUCUUCGAAGUUGAGAUUGACGGCAUCAGUGAGCCCUUGAUCUACAAAAUUUCGAAAACGUAUCACAGUUUAAUGCGUGAGGUAGCGGGCCUCCUGUUCUGCGCCCACGCCAAUAUACGCGCACCAAGAUUUAUAGGCCUCCUGGGUAUCGAUACCGAAUGGGGAGGGCUACUAAUGACCAAGAUUCCGAUUUGCCAUCUGCUUGGGAAUUAUGGUACUGAGUCUUUCGAGCUAAGCCCGAGCCUUUCUGAUCGCAGACGGUGGUACGAGCAGAUCUCUGAUGCUGUCCACACUCUCCAUCGCGAGAAAAAGAUUUGGGGAGAUGCCAAAGCGGACAAUGUAAUGAUUGACGAAAACGGUGACGCGGUUCUUUUCGAUUUCGAAGGGGGAGUGAGUGAUGGUUGGAUCGAUGAUGAGCUCGCGCUGACGAAGGAGGGAGACUUGCAGGCGUUGCAAAGGUUCUGGACAUUCUUGAAACUGGAUGAGGCGGAAGCUGAGGCAGAAGCUGAGGCAGAAGCUAAGGCGGAAGCUUGA
Messenger RNA from Aspergillus mulundensis, 1362 nucleotides. RefSeq lists its product as uncharacterized. Lineage: Eukaryota; Fungi; Ascomycota; Eurotiomycetes; Eurotiales; Aspergillaceae. Bases 1 to 1362 code for a protein of 453 amino acids. The record is from RefSeq and is a predicted model, not a curated record. The transcript has 3 exons.